Betta splendens (Siamese fighting fish) is the source of this 2100-nucleotide messenger RNA. RefSeq names its product chemokine (C-X-C motif) ligand 8a (gene cxcl8a). The record is from RefSeq and is a predicted model, not a curated record. The coding region runs from base 1474 to 1758 and encodes 94 amino acids. The transcript is spliced from 4 exons. Gene Ontology annotation, molecular function: chemokine activity; CXCR chemokine receptor binding. Gene Ontology annotation, cellular component: extracellular region. Gene Ontology annotation, biological process: inflammatory response; neutrophil chemotaxis; cellular response to lipopolysaccharide. NCBI's taxonomy places the organism in Eukaryota, Metazoa, Chordata, Actinopteri, Anabantiformes, Osphronemidae.
UGUGUGUGUGUGUACAUUGAUCUUGCUUUACUAGAUGAAAUCCUGCAUAAUUGUUACAAUAAAAAAUGUUCUUGUUUUACUAUUGCCUGAAAAACCCUCCACAUCUUCUACUAUAAAAGUGAAAGAAUAUGUGGGAAUAAAUGAAAAUAGGUGUUUCCUAUAAGUCACAUGCGGCUGGUCAUGCUAUUUUCAUAUCACUAAAUGUCAAAUGUUAAACAGCACAAACCCACAAUGUAGAAGAAAGCCCCCAGUGAAGCUGAACAGCUGAACACAUCCUCUAUUUAACCACACUGAUGAUCACAUUCCACUGCUUUACAAACUAAACACAGACAACCACACAAGGAAAUAUAUACGCGUCCAUGUGAUCAGGACAUGAGAGCGUUGUCUGUCAUUUAAAAAAAUAGUUUAAACUCAUAUAUCUAAUCAGAUGUUAUACUGCAACAAGGAGAAAACAAAUAGCCAAUGAAGCAAUAAGUGCGGAUGAGGUUUCUGAAGUUACCCCAUACUUCCUUCUGCUUUGUGAGAGUUAAGGUAGUGACGUUAUUGCUGCAGGCAGAAGCCUGUUGGAACUUGAAGUGGUUAGAUUAGGUUUCAUGAAACACGCAUCACUAGAUAUUGCUUUAGGGAUGUCAAGCAGCAAUGCACAAAAUGUUUGAUGAGUGUCACUUUCUCUUACACAUGGGUGCAGAACCUGGGUUUUAUUCAGGUAUGAGUUCUAGCUCCGGAUCAGAUCGACUGAUCCGCCCACUUACUCUUUCUAGGUAAAGAUCAAACGUGGUCUAAAACCAAUGGGUUCAGCAACAAAUGCGUGUGGUAAUGAUUUACCAUCGGUGGCCUGUCGACACACAGCGCUGCGCUGUGUGGCGCUCAGAGGUCGACCCGCGUGCCAUCGGAGGGGGUCACGAUCAGAUGAAUUUCCAUUCCGUUGUUGUGAAUCUCCGAUGACAAAGUCUGAAUCCCAAAUUUGUCAUCAAGUCACUCACAGAUUGCAUGGAACUGCUCUUAGUAGAUGCCAGCAGUGAAUCAAUUGCCACCUAAUCAAUCUGUGUGAGUAAUUGAAAUUCAGCCCUAAACAUUUCAUUCCUCUCAUGUUUGCUUUAUACGUUAGUUUAGGAGUUUAAGUCACUGUGUUUUCCACAGGAUAACUCUGCAUUGGUGACAUGAGCGCUCAUGAUAAAUCCCAGAUGUCUGUCAAGUUCCCUGUGUAAAUUCCCACCCAAGAGUCCCAACUUGCGCAAUCUGAUUGUGAGUCAUGUGCCGACGGCAGAUAUAAAAAGGGCUCUCCACUGCUAAGUUCAGUCAGUGAGGAGGCAGCGGAGCCACAGAAAGGAAAAGUAGAGAAGGGGGAAAGUGAAAGAAGAGCGAGCCACCUUCCAUCCACUGCUUCAGUCUUCGCAGACAGCUUCCUGCAGCGCUUUCCUCAUCUCUGAGCAGCUUAGUUGUUGCAGAAUUUGCAAAAGGCAUAAAGAAACAAUGAUGAGCAGCAGGGUCAUUAUCAUUGCUGUCGCGGUGCUCCUGGCGUCCCUCGCCACCAACGAAGGAAUGAGCCUGGGCGUGGAGCUGCACUGCCGCUGCAUCAAGACGGAGAGCAGACGCAUCCGGUUCAUCGAGAAGGUGGAGCUGAUCCCGCCCAACCCUCACUGCGACAAGCUUGAAGUCAUUGCCACGCUGAGGAAAUCAGGCAGGCAGGUCUGCCUCGACCCCGAGGCUCUGUGGGUGAAGGAAAUAAUCGACAAAAUAACGAACAGUACACAGUAAACAGAAGGCGAAGGCGUGAAAUGUCCCUCAGAAGACGGAGCUGUGAAAGUACCGAAAAGUAUCUGUUUCAUGGGAGGAACUGUUUAUUGUUGAGAGUCAACUGACCACACUACUGUGUUUGUAUCAAACACGCUAUAUAUGAAUUAUUCUUCUUACUUUGCCUGUGAGUCACUUGGUGCAGCCUCUUAUUAUUUUGGCUGCUCCUGAAAUGAGUAAAAUCAAAUCACUGCGCUCUUUAACCUAUGAUUAUUUAUUGAUGUAUUUAUGAAAAUGUUACCUGCUUAUUUAUAUGUUUUUUGUACUCUAAAUUUAUCAAUUUAAUAAAACAUUGAUUCCUAUUGA